This is a messenger RNA of Paramuricea clavata, 205 nucleotides long. The record is from the annotation of a GenBank genome assembly. NCBI's taxonomy places the organism in Eukaryota, Metazoa, Cnidaria, Anthozoa, Malacalcyonacea, Plexauridae.
AUGAAAAGUUCAUGUCGAGGACAAAAAGUUCACAAAUCUGUGAACUUUGUUCAUGAUCUGGCAACACUGUGUGAUGAGUUUGCUAACGAAAACACCCAGCAUAUGCUUUUGAUUUUGGAUUUCCAUGUGGACCAUAUAUUGACAGCAAAUAGAAUUGAUUUUGAACAUUCAGAUGAUGAAAAUUGGUUCUCAGAUGAGUCUAAAG